UGACCACUAGUUUACAGGGUUUAUUGUAAUUUUGCUUCAUUUCACUCCAAAACUGUGAGAAUAAACUGGGACUUGUUUGGGUUUCAACAAGUUCCUGUGUGUGAACAUGGUGACAGUCGGCAUGUUGCUGAUUGUCCUCUUUGUUCCAGCUGCUUUGGCUGAUUGUCCUGAUGAUGCAGCACUCUUCAUAACUGCACCAAAGAAGCUGGAAGCACUGAGUGGAUCUUGUUUGCAAAUCCCAUGUAGCUUCAGACCCAAAGAAGAACAGAAAUUUAACAGCACAAGAAAAACCUUUGGAGUGUGGAUUAAAAAUGAUUCUAGAUUUGGCAAAAAUCCAAACAAUGUGAUCUUCAACAGUAGUGGAGCAGUUAGCAUCUAUCCAAUGAGUAUUACUGGGGACCUGAGUCAGAGAGACUGCACCACUCUGUUUUCUAAUUUAACCACGAACUACACAGACACAUACUUCUUCAGAGUAGAGAGUGAAACAUUCAAGGUGACAGCUCGUUGUGAUCAUCUUCAAAUAACAGUCAGAGAUUCUCCUUGGAGGCCCAAUAUUACAAUCCCAGGUGAUCUGAAGGAGAAGGAGUCUGUCACUAUAACCUGCUCAGCUCUCACUCCCUGUCCACACUCCCCUCCUCAACUCACCUGGAAUCUCACACAAGACUCUCACAACAAAAUAGAGGAAAACACAGAUGGAAGCUUUACAACUAAAAUCCAGCAGACCAUCACUCUGUCAGACACACAUGAUGGAAAGAAGAUCAGCUGCUCUGCCAGAUAUCCUGUGAACCAAGGAAAAGACACCAAGACAGCAGAGACAGAAGAGACUCUCAGUGUUUCAUAUGCUCCUAAAGACACCUCAGCAUCCAUCAGUCCAUCAGGUUUGGUGUCAGCAGGCAGCUGGGUGAAGCUGACCUGCUCCAGCAGAGCCAAACCUCCAGUCAGCAGCUUCACCUGGUUCAAGAAGAGCAGAGAUGGAGCUGUGAAAGUAUCUGAAGGAGAGAUUUACAGCUUCAAUGUAACAGAUGGAGGAGUUUAUUACUGUGUGGCCACUAAUGAUCUGGGUAAUCAGACAUCAGCAGAGAUUCGUGUGACUGAAGGUGGAAACCUGGUUGGUGUCUACACUAUAGUGAAGACUGUGGGAAUCAUAAUGCUCAUGAGCACACUGAUGGUUUUUGUGUGGUGAGACAAAUGUUUCAGU
Molecule: messenger RNA, 1198 nt
Organism: Oreochromis niloticus (Nile tilapia)
Lineage: Eukaryota; Metazoa; Chordata; Actinopteri; Cichliformes; Cichlidae
Product: myelin-associated glycoprotein
Exons: 6
Coding region: 107-1183 (358 amino acids)
Source: RefSeq, a predicted model, not a curated record